AUGGACUCAUCCCCCUGCCGCCAGUGUGCAUGUCGUGGAUAUUUGGAAAUGGGUCCUAAUGAGUGCGCAUGUGCUCAUACCCCGCAGGAUCACACAACUGUGGCCCUUCCACCUCGUCGAUGUGCAUCUGGCACCUAUUUCUCUAUGAAUGAAAAUCCGGCCACAUAUCGAUCCAUGUGUGCACUCUGUAAUGGAGCGUAUUACGUGCAUGUCCCUACUCCCACUCAAGCGCCCAUCACCCCAAUUAUCCACUCUGGUUAUGAUUCGACCAUGGCAAAUUCAUCAAGUUCUUCAUCUGGCAGUCCGGCGCUUGCCUGGUACAUUCAGCCUCCUCCAUCACCACUUUCCAGUAACACUGGAGCACCACCGACAACUCCUGCACCUCUGACCCUUCAACUGUGGAGUCCUCCCCAUGCCCCUGCAUCUGGAACUACAAAUGACCGCCGGUGUGCCCCCCAUGGGGUAUCAGCAUCUCCGCUGACAUCAGUGCCAAUAAUAUCUUCCCGGGCAGGCAGGUCCAGCAACUCAACCAGAUCAUCCACUGCUCCCAGGAGACAAUUGACUCAGCGCACUGCUCAACCCAUCAAGUACUUGGUGGUCAUUCACCCUGAGCCGGUGUAUGGAACAGUUACGACAGACUUUGAUCGGCUGUUUCGUGAACUCCGGUGCCCUGUACCUCAAAAGAUUGGCUCCUUUUUACGCCAGGCUGAGUCCCUGGGACUCUCAUUCAAGUUUGAAGCGACGGCGCGCUCAGAUGAAUUGGCGGGACCUAUUUUCGAUAUUCAGUUAACCAACCAUUUGGAUGGCAAGGGGUUUGUGUUCUCCCGCCCUCACAGUGCACCAAAUACCAACACUGUCAUGAUGUCUCGAUACACCUGGUCGUUCCUUAUGACUGGAAAAAGUCAGCGAUCAGCAUUGGGUGCUAAACUCACCUCAUCCCGGAAAUCUGCUGAAGAUGUCACUCACAAAGACUUGGCCGCAAAUGCUGAUAAACUCCCUGUACCGUCGCCUCAUCAUGAUCACCGCAUAGUGUUUGUUGUUCCUCUAGAGUUUAUUGUUACUGGCCCUCUCAAUGGACAGGAGGACACAGAAUUUACAUGCGCCGAUGGGUGCUCUGAGCAACCAUCGGCAGAUUCUGAUAUGGAUUUUGAUGUUCCUGAUUUUGUGCCAUUGACACCAGCAGAUACUACCAAUGUUGGGGUGUCUCUCUUCCUGCCAGGGCCAGUGUCUCCUGUUAAUAGGGUAGUGCCCUUAUCACCUCUACGCGUGCCUCAGAUUAUGUCCUUCGAUGGUCCUGCUUCCUCUGCAUCGUCUGGUCCAGAUACUGCCACUAGUACCAUCAUGCGUCCCCCUGUUGCUUUGCAACCCCGUCAACAAUCUCCCACUGCUGCUGUCAGCUGCUUGGAGAGGGAGAAUAGCAGCUGCACGAACGACCAUGCGGUCCCUCCUAAGUGA
This is a messenger RNA of Suillus discolor, 1455 nucleotides long. RefSeq lists its product as uncharacterized. The coding region runs from base 1 to 1455 and encodes 484 amino acids. NCBI's taxonomy places the organism in Eukaryota, Fungi, Basidiomycota, Agaricomycetes, Boletales, Suillaceae. The record is from RefSeq and is a predicted model, not a curated record. The transcript is spliced from 7 exons.